Messenger RNA from Moesziomyces antarcticus, 900 nucleotides. RefSeq names its product DUF1771-domain-containing protein. The transcript has a single exon. Bases 1 to 900 code for a protein of 299 amino acids. Lineage: Eukaryota; Fungi; Basidiomycota; Ustilaginomycetes; Ustilaginales; Ustilaginaceae. The record is from RefSeq and is a predicted model, not a curated record.
AUGGACGAGCUCGUUCGCUUUGUCAAGCAGCACCGCCGCCAGAUCACGCGUUUCGCCAAGAAGGCGUUCACGUGGUGGAAAAAGAACCAGGGCGGAGGACAGCAGCAAGGCGGUGGCGGCGGUGGUGGUGGCUCGUACGGCGGCUCUUACGGCCAACAAGGUGGUCAGCAGGGCGGCCAUCAAGGAGGCUACGGCGGUUAUGCUGGUGCAGCUGCAGGAGGCUAUGCAGGAGCGGCUGGAGCAGGCGCUGGGUACGACCAUCCGCCACCGCAAGGCUCGUACGGUGUGCCACAGCAGCAGCACGGUGCGCCGACGCAGGGCCCGCACUACAAGUACUCUGCGGACAACCAGGUGAACCAGCACGAUGCCAACUACAUGAAUCUGCGCAACCAGGCGCGCUCCGAGGGCGACAAGAUGGCGCAGUGCUUCGAUCAGUCGCACAAGGCGUAUGCGCAGGGCGACGGCGCACGCGCCAAGCAGCUCAGCAACGAGGGCAACGCGCACAAGGCCAACAUGGAACGCCUCAACCGCCAGGCGGCCGACUGGAUCUUUAUGGCCAACAACGAGGACUCGCCGCAGGGCACCGUGGAUCUCCACGGUCUCUACACGUCCGAGGCGCUCGAGCGAACCGAACAGGCAGUGCGCAAUGGCCAGUCCCAGGGCUGGAACGAGCUGCGCAUCAUUGUCGGAAAGGGACUGCACAGCAAGGACCACCGCCAGCACAUUGCGCCCGCCGUCGAAAAGAUGAUGCGCGACUACCGCCUCGAGGCGCACCUCGACCCAAGGAACGCCGGCGUGCUCGUCGUCAACCUGCGCGGAAACGGCCAGGGCGGCGCCAACUUUACGCGCGACCUCGCCAAGCAGACCACCGGCAACGAGGACGAGUGCGUCAUCAUGUAG